Molecule: messenger RNA, 1801 nt
Organism: Mastomys coucha (southern multimammate mouse)
Lineage: Eukaryota; Metazoa; Chordata; Mammalia; Rodentia; Muridae
Gene: Tarbp2
Product: TARBP2 subunit of RISC loading complex
Exons: 9
Coding region: 352-1449 (365 amino acids)
Biological process (GO): regulation of viral transcription; regulation of siRNA processing; regulation of miRNA processing
Cellular component (GO): RISC-loading complex
Molecular function (GO): siRNA binding; pre-miRNA binding; double-stranded RNA binding
Source: RefSeq, a predicted model, not a curated record
GGAGGAGGCGGUGCCCAAGGAGGAAGGCGGGAUGACAUUAGAAAAAAAAAAAAAAAAAGAAAAAAACCAAAAACCACUCGUAGCAUGGGAAGCUUCCGCGGAGGGUCCGCUCCUCCCAGAGGGCGGUGCAGAUGCCCAGGCGAGCCUCGCUGAGGGUUGUGGGGCGGAUAGCUCGGAUUCCUAAGAAGACACAAGGAGUCGGGUGGGCGGGGGACUCCAGAUCCCAGCAUGCCCGGCGGCGGGCCCUACCGGCCGCGACUCCGGGCUUGGCCCCGGCCCUAGCUCGUCGGCGGUGUAGUGGGGUGCGUGGAGACUGUAGUCACGGUGGCGCCCGCCGGGACGGAGGAGGGAAUGAGUGAAGAGGAUCAGGGCUCCGGCACUACUACAGGCUGCGGGCUGCCCAGCAUAGAGCAAAUGCUGGCCGCCAACCCGGGCAAGACCCCGAUCAGCCUUCUUCAGGAGUAUGGGACCAGAAUAGGAAAGACGCCCGUGUACGACCUUCUCAAAGCCGAGGGCCAAGCCCAUCAACCUAAUUUCACCUUCCGGGUCACCGUUGGCGACACCAGCUGCACUGGUCAGGGCCCCAGCAAGAAGGCAGCCAAGCACAAGGCAGCUGAGGUGGCCCUCAAACACCUCAAAGGGGGGAGCAUGCUGGAACCAGCCCUGGAGGACAGCAGUUCUUUUUCUCUCCUAGACUCUUCACUGCCUGAGGACACUCCUGUCGUUGCUGCAGAAGCUGCUGCCUCUGUUCCAUCUGCUGUACUAACCAGGAGCCCUCCCAUGGAGAUGCAGCCUCCUGUCUCUCCUCAGCAGUCUGAGUGCAACCCUGUUGGUGCUCUGCAGGAGCUGGUGGUGCAAAAAGGCUGGCGUUUGCCAGAGUACAUGGUGACCCAGGAGUCUGGGCCUGCUCACCGCAAAGAGUUCACCAUGACCUGCCGGGUGGAGCGUUUCAUUGAGAUUGGCAGUGGCACAUCCAAAAAGCUGGCAAAGCGUAAUGCAGCAGCUAAGAUGCUCCUUCGAGUUCACACAGUUCCUCUGGACGCCCGGGAUGGCAACGAGGCAGAGCCUGAUGAUGAUCAUUUUUCCAUUGGCGUGAGCUCCCGCCUGGAUGGACUGAGGAACCGUGGGCCAGGCUGCACCUGGGAUUCCUUGCGGAAUUCUGUGGGAGAAAAGAUCCUGUCCCUUCGCAGUUGCUCCGUGGGCUCUCUAGGGGCUCUGGGAUCUGCCUGCUGCAGUGUCCUCAGUGAGCUCUCUGAGGAGCAGGCUUUCCAUGUCAGCUAUCUGGAUAUUGAGGAACUGAGCCUGAGCGGGCUCUGCCAGUGCCUAGUGGAACUGUCCACCCAGCCAGCCACUGUGUGUUAUGGCUCUGCAACUACCAGAGAGGCAGCCCGUGGCGAUGCUGCUCACCGCGCCCUACAGUACCUCAGGAUCAUGGCGGGUAGCAAGUAGCACCCCACUGCAGUGAUGGAUGUGCGUCUUUUACCUCUUGCUCCUUCUGCCCCUGGGUCCAUACAUCUACCUAGCUCUGGUGAUACCCUGCAGAGGUGCCAUCUCUACCUCUGACACAGCCCGCCUGCCUUGAGACUGAGGAAGGCACAGACAAGCAAGGAGCUAUGAACCACAGGGCCCCAGCCAGCACAGGAUUUGCCCUCAUUCCAUGGAUGAUGAAUGGAAAGGAAAUUGGAAUUCUGUUGGAGUCCAGAAUAAAUGCUGCUCUUUGGCUUCCUAAACCCUGCUUUCUCUGGCCCUGGGUCAUGAGGGUGUCAGAGGAAUAAACAUGGUGUGUUUGUUCUCCUUUUGA